CUAACUGAAAACGUACAAAUGGAUGACGAGGAGUUAUCAGCAGCUACGUUGGAAUCCGUGAAAGCACCACAGAGCGGCUGUAGUGUGAAGGGAUGUGUGUGAGACCAAGCCGGACUUCUGUUGUGUUGUUUGUGUGCUUAAUCGAUGGAUUGGUCUGCUAGCUCGGCCCUGCUGGGGGGUGGUGGCAACAAAUACACCGCUGCCCCCCCGGGUCCGCGCUUCACCCACCAGCUGAACACCGCCUCACCUGUGGUUCCAAGGGUUGUUUCCAUAGUGACCAGCCUAGUGACCGCCACCACGGAGGCCACAGUGGGAAACACAGGAAACACGUCCACAUUUGGCGGACAGAGAGGGGGCGAGCUGAGCGCGGUGGAGAGUAACUCGGUCCUGCAGGGCGUCGCCGUGGCCACGCAGGCUCUGGUGCUGCUCUGCAUCUUCCUCCUUUCCAGCCUCGGAAACUCGGCGGUGGUCAUCGUCAUCAUCAAACACAGACAGCUCCGGACGGUGACCAACGCCUUCAUCAUGUCGCUGUCGCUGUCCGACUUCCUCACCGCCGUCCUGUGUCUGCCCUUCUCUUUCGUCAUGCUCUUCAGUAAGGACGGUACCUGGAUGUUCGGUGACGGUUUCUGCGUGGCCAAUGGAUUUUUCAACACCUGCUUUGGCAUCACCUCGACCCUGACUAUGACUUUGAUUUCCUUUGACAGGUACUACGCCAUCGUCAGACAGCCCCAGGCUAAAAUUGGCCGCCAGAAAGCCACCCAGUUGUUGAUAGCUGUGUGGCUAGCUGCGGUCAUUUUCUCCCUGCCUUGGUAUCUGUUGGUCCGUAACCCUCCGGAAAUCCAUAAGCCGGGUUUCUACCACUGUAUGUAUGUGUUCCACUCCGGGACCUCACGCAUGGGGACUACAUAUAGCCUCAGCCUUAUCAUCGUGUGUUACUUACUGCCCUUCUCCCUCAUGUGUUUUUGUCAUUAUAACAUCUGUAAGACGGUUCGUCUCUCUGAGACCCGAGUCAGGCCUGUCACCACGUAUGCGUACUUGCUACGAUUUUACAGUGAGAUGCGAACAGCCACCACAGUCCUCAUUAUGAUUGUUUUCAUCAUUUUUUGUUGGGGUCCAUACUGUUUAAUGGGGUUGGUUACAGCAUUGGGAGAUUACACAUUCAACCCUGCGAUGGACACAGUGGCUAUCUGGCUAGCUUGGGCAAAUGGAGCCAUCAACCCCCUGAUCUAUGCCCUGAGGAACCCCAAUAUAUCCAUGCUAAUGGGGCGGAGCAGAGAGGAGGGCUAUCGGACCAGAAAUAUCGGUUCAUACCUUUCCAACCAAACGCAGAACCGCGAGGCUCGGAUUAACCAAGCGGAAAGGAUAAGGGACCGCUACGUGACUCGUAUAGGGGUGAAUGACAACAGCCGAUUGUCCAGCUCGAGUCCUGCUAAAGGAGGCGAAGUGGCGAUGUGGGCGUGUAAAAACCCCGCUGUGUUCUUCUGCAGGGACGCUCAGCCCGACACGGUUACACUCGCCAACUCUGACAGUGCUCCGAAGAUGAAGACGGCUGACACCAGCCUGUGACAUUCUGAGAGAAUAAUUGCUUUCUCUGAUCUGUAUUUGCUGCUGCCACCAGUUUGUGGCAAGUUAGGAAAUACCUGAUAGUAUUUAUGUGUAUUCAGUACACACACUCGGAAAUGUUUAGGAUUCAAUCCACCGUUUGAUCAGAUUUUUUUCCAGGAAUCAAAAAGAUUAUUUUAGCUCUUCAUGUAUUACUAUUAUAUUAUGUUACACUGUGUGAAGACAAAGGUCAGGACUGUGAACACUCUAUUUUGACUUAUUUUAUACAAGAACGUCUGGAAUUCCCUCAUUGAUAAAGCAUGGAGCGAAAUGCAAAGCAUUCGUGUUAAAAACAUGACAAGCUUGUUAUUGUGUUACAAAAGUCUUUGUGUCAUUUCGUAUGUAAUUCAAAAGCUAGGUCUUUCACAUUUGAAAGAACCACAGUGAAUUUCAUCCACAAAUCCUGGACAGCAGGUGAUACUGCAAGCCUGGUUGUUAUUUGCAGUGCUGGGUUAGGGUUAGGGUAAAGGUAAGGGUAAGGGUUAUCUCAGAUCUCCAAAGCACCUGUCAGUAUGUACAGUUACCAUUCCAGGGACGUGUUCAAACCACCAACUACUGUCUCUCAAACAUCUGGAAACCAGCCUCAUCGUAAACCAGUUUAUGCACUGUUAGAGCAGGGUUAUAAUGAAUAGGAUGGUCCAAAGAAACUUAAAGGCAAAGUUCUCAAAUGUUUUCCCAAGACCGCUGUAAAGUUCUCAUUCUCUUUAUACAUCCAUGAAGUCGCGCAGAGCUACGUUGGUGUGGAAGUGGGCGUGGUUAAAUCUCAACUGGGUUUGAAAAACGAUAGACGCAACCAGGUCAUUAUGGUCAUGAGGUGGUACUACUGUAGGUUAUCUCCCUAACACUAACUAGUUUUCAGUUGCAUACAUUUAACCCUAGGAACCCUAACUCUAAGAAGUUGUAUACCAGAAACUGUGAAUAUGAGUCGUCAUAUGUUUGUUUCGGACAUGUUCUUAUUAAAUAUUCAAACUCAUACCUGCGGAUAUAAUAUAAAAAUGACUAUAUUUUGUAUUACCCUUUUAAUGUUGACACGGGACCAGUUAGGGUGCCUCUAAUCCCCCACGUCCACUAAUGGGAGUACCAUUUGAGUUCCGUGUUUAGGCUAGUGCUGGUUCAGAGUUGGGUCAACUUGCAAACCUCUUAAGAACCCGUUAGCUAAAGCCAGAGAGGAGCCACGUCAUGACGUCAAGGGGUAAGCUGCCUUUCCUACAAAUGCCCGAAAGAUUUUCCUGUCAAUGACGGAAUGCGUCCAAGCUGUGCUCAUGUUACUCUCACUCUUACAAAACAAGAUUAAAUUGUAUUCUAGAAAAAACAGCAAUCUUUGUUUUUGCCUUCAGCUAUUGCUGAAUCUCUUGCAAGUAGGAGAACAUAGAUCCAUCCUCUGUGAGCCACUGCUUCGCCUUUGCUGCAUUCGUCUUUGUCGCUG
This is a messenger RNA of Notothenia coriiceps (black rockcod), 3028 nucleotides long. RefSeq names its product G protein-coupled receptor 135 (gene gpr135). The record is from RefSeq and is a predicted model, not a curated record. Gene Ontology annotation, molecular function: G protein-coupled receptor activity. NCBI's taxonomy places the organism in Eukaryota, Metazoa, Chordata, Actinopteri, Perciformes, Nototheniidae. Bases 145 to 1566 code for a protein of 473 amino acids. The transcript has 2 exons. Gene Ontology annotation, cellular component: membrane. Gene Ontology annotation, biological process: G protein-coupled receptor signaling pathway.